AUGGGUCUUGCCUCAGCACCAGAUCUUGGUUUAAGGAUACGAGUAUCUGCAGCUGCCCGAGCGCUUAGAGGGUCCGAGAGGGUGCGAGUCGCGUGUUCGACGUUUCACCCUUGCGUCGCUGUUGAUGCGUCGAACAUGUCGUAUCGAAGCAUUUCGGCCGUACCCAGAAGCACAAGAUUUGUGGUGCAGUUGAAGCUAAAAGAGAAACCACGAAAGAAAAGCCUCCAGGUCGUCUCAUCAUUCGCGUGUCACGUGAUUGAUGCCCUCACAUCGUCGCGAAAUCCUCUCGUCUCUGUGUCCAGCAGACGAUCAAGAAUAAGUUCUAUGGGCUCUACGAUAGUAUUCUCAAUGAAUGCUUCCCUUCCACCCAGUUCACGGUCUCACCCCAGAAGACAACUGUCCUUCUACACAUAUGAAAGAGCCAGCAGACGUGUCGAACCUAUUCCCUUGGCAGACUCCGUCACCCGCAUUGUGGACACUGCCCCUAUUGAGAGGUGGAACACGAAUAUCAUGGAGGAAGAGGGUCGUACCAAGUUCUUGGAGGAAAUCAAGCAAAUGGUCGCGAACAUUGAUACGGGUGAGUUAAAACUCGACCACACAAUUAUCAACGCUCAAACCGAAUAUGGGGCUGUCUACAACGAAACGGCGCGUGCCUUGAACCUUCCUAUCAUGAUCGAAAUCCUCUGCCAAAUCGACCCAAGAUGCAUCGCCAAUCCAUAA
Molecule: messenger RNA, 720 nt
Organism: Laccaria bicolor S238N-H82
Lineage: Eukaryota; Fungi; Basidiomycota; Agaricomycetes; Agaricales; Hydnangiaceae
Exons: 4
Coding region: 1-720 (239 amino acids)
Source: RefSeq, a predicted model, not a curated record